AUGCUUGGAAGACUCCGCAUGAGCAUCAAAGAUUGCAUCAAAGUUUACAAGAGGUUUGGCAGCGAGAUAUUUGCGAAGAAGAGACCGUUCUACUUCGCAGGUCGAAACAAGUAUGACUGUCUGGAGCUAGAACGAAUCAUCACGGAGGUUGCUUUGAGGUAUGGUAAUGAGGAUCCGGACAAGGUAGGACCUCAAGGUCCAAAGCUGUGGGACCCUCUCCUCGACAACGAGCAAAAGAACCCCGAAAACCACGAGUACGAAAAACUUCACUUGUUCCGGUCAUACUACAACUAUACAGGCUACAGAGAUUCGAAUGUCCUCAAGCAGCUGCACCUCAACCUUGAUGAACANAAAGGAGCUAGCAUCUGCAAGAUAGCUCGUGCGACAUCGGCGGCGCCAACAUAUUUUCGCCCAGUCACGAUCAACAACUUAGGUUACAUCGAUGGUGGCCUGGAUGCUAACAAUCCAGCCGAAUGUGCCUGGGCUGAAGUCGGUUCAAUGCAUCAAAAUCACCACUUACGAGCUUGCCCAAAUGGAGCAUCGACGAGCGGCAUCCGCUUUCUAGUAUCCAUCGGCACUGGGCUCCAGGCUCCUCAACGGAUUACGAGCGGAGGACCCUUCAUCCUGACGAUACGGAGCAUCCUCAAGAGAGCUCUUAAAGCAAUGACUGACCCCGAACCUAUUCACAAAUAUCUGUUGAAGGCGGCAGGUGGGGAAGAAAGUCAUGUCUACUAUCGCUUCAAUGUAGACGAAGGACUGGAGAAGAUGAAGUUGGACGAAUGCCAGAUCGUGCGUGGUGGCGACAACCACACGUUUGACAAGAUCGGUAAGCCCUCGAAGUCCUCAGAAUCCUCAAACACCACGCAAUACAACAGAUUCCAGGCGCAACACGGCAUCUCACGGAAGCUCACCGAGUGGAGGAAGACGUUCCGCGCCAUUGCCUAG
Molecule: messenger RNA, 945 nt
Organism: Aureobasidium musti
Lineage: Eukaryota; Fungi; Ascomycota; Dothideomycetes; Dothideales; Saccotheciaceae
Source: the annotation of a GenBank genome assembly